Ochlerotatus camptorhynchus is the source of this 1381-nucleotide messenger RNA. RefSeq lists its product as uncharacterized. Gene Ontology annotation, molecular function: acyltransferase activity, transferring groups other than amino-acyl groups. The record is from RefSeq and is a predicted model, not a curated record. The transcript has 5 exons. Bases 312 to 1268 code for a protein of 318 amino acids. NCBI's taxonomy places the organism in Eukaryota, Metazoa, Arthropoda, Insecta, Diptera, Culicidae.
ACCCUUAAAUUUUAUUAGUAUUGGCGGAAGAAGUCAUACUCAAUACAUAGUGUAGAUUUUGGGGUUGAGUUUAACCAUUAUUUUUAGUAAGACAUUGCAAAUUGAGUUCAUAGCCACUUCCAAGUAACGCAAUGUUUUACAGAAGAUAAUUUGUGAGAAUGUGGCACAAAUAAUCACAAUCCUGUGUGAAAAAAUCAUUCCUGAAGUUUCGCUUCCGUACACCAAGAGUGGAAAUUAAAAUCUGAUGUGAUGCUGUAAAACAGUGAAAAUUAACUAUUCAAGAAACAUUUAAACUUAAUAUCACUGGCAAAAUGGAAAUAAUUCCUGAAGGUAAACAUUUUGUCCUGGUAAAGGAAGAAGACCUGCAUGAAGUUCUUAAAGUGUUGGAAAAAUACUUUCCGUAUGCUAUCAAGUUCCAUCAAACGAUAAUGACGUACCUGAAAGAUAAAAUUUGGCAGUUUCAUUUCUACAUCUCUAAAACAUGGCCAGAAGAUCCGAUUUGUCUACAUUUUCCAGGAUGCACCUUAACCCCAUAUAAUAAAAUCUAUGAAAGUGUUGGUAUAUUUUGUCCGCCAGAUCAGCUUGAUAAAAUGUGCAUGAUAGAACGUGAGGACAUUCUCUUUAACUGGACUGAACCUAUUUAUAUGAACUUCACACACGUUGGUAUAAUGAACAAAAUGGAUAACAUCUUUCGCACAAAAGUUAAUGGACAACUAGUUGGCCGCAUCUAUGGGGAUAUCUACGUUCAGGACAACCCAUCUGAAUUGGAUCUAGAGUUGGAACCAAUGUCAAUGAAUGAAGCUGCUAUCCAGUCCCUGCGAAUUAGAGACGUGAAAGACAUUCACGAUUUAUAUCCUGCGAGGGACAUUGAAAGCAUAGAGCUAUUUGAGAAAUUAAUGAAUCAGCUGCCAGGCUUCGGAGUGUUCAGUAAAACUAACGAUGAACUAGCUGCGUGGAGUUUACAAUCAUACUAUGGCGGAAUGUUUUCUAUGCAAACCAAGCCGGAAUUCAGGCGAAAAGGAUAUGGCAUUCAGCUGGCACAGGCGCUUACUAAACUUGUAAUGCAAAGAGGGUACGUGCCGUUUGUUGUGAUAAGACCCGAGAACGACGCUUCCCGUGGUCUUUAUACUAAGCUAGGAUUCAGGAAAGCAUUUGAAAGCGUUAGAGGAACAUUCAAACCAUACAUUUACAACGUGGAAGAUGACAAGGAAAACGAAGAGAAUAAAAAUCAAGAUUCAAACUGUGACAGGGAGAAAAAGAACUGUUGAGCAAAGCAAAAAACAAACAAUAUCUAUUUAUCUUCUGCGCACGUAUAUUUAUAGCUAGCGUAUUUCAAAUGCAAUCAAUAAACAAUUUGCUUGAUUGAAUAAUAUCCAGUUUA